CCUGAAGAAGAGAUGAAGAUGCUGCACUGGUCUGUGAUUCUGCUCACGCUGUCCGGUGUUCUCACUCAGGACAAAAGCUGGAAUGUGAAAUAUCCAGAUCCGAUCUGUGCUGUGAGAGGAAUCAGUGUCUCCAUUCCCUGUCGUUAUUCUUAUCCACAGCAAAAAUAUCAGUUGGUACAAAUGUUUUGGUGCUCGAUGAACUCGAAUAAAGACGACACAAAGAAGUGUACAAGUCCACCGUAUGUUUAUGACAGCAGAUCAAACACCAAGUCGGACUUCGAGUUCGUCGGAGACAACAAAUCAGACUGCACUUUGUUAAUCCACAAUGUACAGUUCAGUUAUUCUGGAGAGUACAAAUUCAGAUUUAUAACUAAUGUGACCGGUUUCAGUUGGACAGGUGAUCCUGGAGCGAUUCUACAAGUGGCAGAUUUAAAGGUGUCACUAAUCAGGCUCAGUGGAAACGGAACCCUUAAACAAGGAGACUCGUUAAAUCUGACGUGUGAUGUGAACUGCACACAAAGUUCCUCACAGUUUGUGUGGUCUAAGAACAACGAGCGCUUACCUGAAUCAGGACCCGUUCUUCACUUUCCUGCUGUAACCGUGAGGGAUUCUGGGAAUUACACCUGCACUUGGAAAACCAGCAUGACGUCAGGAUCUAAAGCGAUCAGCCUUCUCGUCGAGGGUAUAGAUCCUGGUCAUUGGUCAGUCUGGAUCAUUGUUUUAGUGACAGCUGGAGUGAUUUUCAUCAUCUUAGCUGUUCCAGCUGUGAUUUACAUCAGGAGGUGCGUCCACACUGAUCAGCUGAAGGAGGACGAUUCAGACAUCUACACCACAGUACAGUACAGUACAUUCACCAUGAACUGAUCACACUUUCACACCUCAGCUACUUCAUUACAGACUUCUGGAAUAAAUAAAUAAAUAAAUACAUUAUAUAUAUAUAUUACAUAAAUUAUAUUAUAUUACAUUUCUAAUUAUAUAAAUUAAUGAUGAAAAAGGAUUAUAAUUAUGGGUAUGCUGGAUAUCUUAAAUUUCUUAUAGGAGUCUUCUGGUACACACAUAUGUAAGGUGGACCUUUCUAAAAAUAUAUUUUAAAGAUGCAGUUUGAAAAAAACGGAUGGGAGUGUUUCAUCAGAGAGAGAGAGAGAGAGAGAGAGAGAGAGAGAGUUUCUUAAUCUGCAGGAGAUUCUGGUGUUUCUCAAAUAUAUUUAAACAUGACACUGAGUCCAUGUUAUUUUCUCUUUUUAUUUCCUCACUUUAUUUAUUAACAGAGCAGAAGUGAUGUUAACGAUUAUCCCAGAUUUAAGGACGUCACUGUCAUAUACACAAAUGUUUCUUUGUACAAUGAAAUGAUUAGCUUUGUUCUCAAGGAUGCUGCAUUAUUAAAUUACAGAUUCAGAUUGAAACAAGAUCAAAUAUUUCAUCAUAGGUAAUAUAAAAACUAUUCGACAUAAAUAACAUGGUGGUAAAGUACAGUAAAGGUAGUUUUGGGGAUAUUUACACGAGGUUUUGUGCAACUGAAGCUAAUGUGUAAAUGAGAACUUGCUGUAGUCAUUAUGUUCGUUGUUUAAUGUGUUUGUCUGCUAUGGCUUGACUUUCAUGUGAAUAAAGGUUUUAUUAUUUAUAAAUUGACUUCUGUAGUCUUUAGCCUGAUCUUUUAGGAAAUGAAUGUAUAAAAGCUUCUGUUUGAUGAUAGACUAAUAAUUUGUAGAUCGUAUUAAAUCGGAAUUAAAUCGAUCGAGCGUUAUAAAUUGAACAAAACCGCCCUCUAGUGGCUGAAGCGUUACUGACGCUCUAUACCAUAUAUGUACACUGAUCAGCCAUAACAUUAAAACCACUGAUAGGUGAAGUAAAUAACACUGAUUAUAUCAUUACCUCCCUUUGCCGAGAUAACAGCUCUGAGUCUUCUCCUAUAACGCCUGAUGAGGUUGGAGAAUACAUGGUGAGGGAUCUGAGACCGUUCCUCCAUACAGAACCUCUCCAGAUCCUUCACAUUUCGAGGUCCACGCUGGUGGACUCUCCUCUUCAGUUCACCCCACAGGUUUUCUAUGGGGUUCAGGUCAGGGGACUGGGAUGGUCAUGGCAGGACCUUGAUUUUG
Ictalurus furcatus (blue catfish) is the source of this 2096-nucleotide messenger RNA. RefSeq lists its product as uncharacterized. Lineage: Eukaryota; Metazoa; Chordata; Actinopteri; Siluriformes; Ictaluridae. Bases 13 to 864 code for a protein of 283 amino acids. The transcript has 5 exons. The record is from RefSeq and is a predicted model, not a curated record.